AUGACUCUUUCGAAGAUCGCGACUCUUGCUGGCUUCCUAGCCUCUGCCAGCCUUGUUGCUGGCCACGGUUACGCUACUAGUCUCGUCAUUGACGGCAAAGCAUACGGAGGAUGGAUUGCUGAUAACUACUACUACAUGAAAGACCCACCUGACUGCUAUGGCUGGUCUACCACAGUCACUGACAAUGGCUUUGUCGCCCCCGACUCCUACACAAGUGACGAUAUCAUCUGUCACAGGGGGGCUACUCCCGCCGCUCUCAGUGCCCCUGUCGCUGCUGGCAGCACCAUCGAGAUUACUUGGAACACCUGGCCCGAGAGUCACAAGGGCCCUAUCAUCAACUAUCUCGCCAAGUGCAACGGCGACUGCUCCACCGUUGACAAGACCAGCCUGAAGUUUGUGAAGAUCCAAGCCGACGCCCUCAUUGACGCGUCUGCUAAUAAGUGGAUCACCGAUGAUAUGAUUGCCGACAACUUCACUGCUACGCUUAGCAUUCCUUCUUCCAUUGCCCCAGGAAAUUACGUCCUGCGCCACGAAAUCAUUGGCCUUCAUUCUGCUGGCCAGAAAAACGGCGCUCAGAAUUACCCUCAGUGCUUUAAUCUUAAAAUCAGCGGCAGCGGCACUGCCAACCCGACAGGCACCUCGGCCACUACUUUUUACACUCCUACCGACCCUGGUAUCUUGUUUAAUCUUUACGCGGGUGCUACUUCCUACCCCAUGCCUGGGCCGGAGCUUUACAGCGGCUAG
Molecule: messenger RNA, 744 nt
Organism: Aspergillus ochraceoroseus IBT 24754
Lineage: Eukaryota; Fungi; Ascomycota; Eurotiomycetes; Eurotiales; Aspergillaceae
Product: lytic polysaccharide monooxygenase auxiliary activity family 9 protein
Exons: 2
Coding region: 1-744 (247 amino acids)
Source: RefSeq, a predicted model, not a curated record